UUUAUACACACACUGUCUCAGCAGACAACAUGUGUUGUUGUUGUGGCCUCAGCCAGCACCUGCACCUGCCUCAGCCUCACUAUUUUAUUGUACAGUCACUAUACCUCUGCCUUCGUGACACACAAACUCUCCCACCUUUAUCUAACACACAGGAGUCCAGGUGUUAUUACCAGUUGUUGAGGAGUGAGAGAGUGUGAGUAAGGGACGCAGGAGCCGCAGGUCACUAUGGCGGAGGAACAAAAUGCUGACAACGUUAACGUGCUCGUAAAGUUCAUCACUAAGCAGGAGCAGUAUGCUGUUCCAGGGGCAUCAGUCUCGGUCCAGGCCGACCUCAACACUUCUGGGCUUAAUAAAGUUAUCAAAGCUUUUAUAAGGCAAGGUUCACAAGAUAGGAUAGACUUGCCCUCGUUUGAUUUUGUUAUUAAAGGACAGUUUCUUGUUGGGACACUCAAGCAGAGGCUGGAGGAUUGUGAAGUGAGCUUUGAGUCUCUUGUUGAAAUUGAAUACCUUGAGAGGCAGCCUCCACCUACCCCAAAGGAUUCACUACAUCAUGAUGAUUGGGUGGCAGCACUGCAAUGUAGUGAUAAAUGGCUAUUGACUGGCUGCUAUGACAACACACUACAUCUCUGGGAUGUAGUUGGCCUUGCUGCUGGUCAGGGGGAGCGUGCCCACACACUCACUAUCCCAGCACACAGAGCUCCUGUCAAAUCAGUCACCUGGGUCCACACAGACUCUCCUACUAAAACAUUUAUUAGCACAUCAAUAGACCAAACAGCAGUGGUGUGGGUGUGGCAGAGUGAGACUAACACAGUGGAGUGCAUAAGUGAGUGUCGUGGCCAUACUCAGAGUGUGGAGUGUGUGGCUGUAGACCUCAAGCAAGAGUUGUUUGCAACUGGCUCAUGGGACAACAUGUUGAAGAUUUGGUCUGUAGGUGAGAAAGGUGGUCAAGAUGAGGAAGAUGAAGAAGAACAAAAGAAAAAGAGACGAGCAGCUAAGAAACCUCAGAAGAAGACCCCAAUUAUUACACUAGCUGGCCACUCAGAGAGUGUGGGUGGAGUAGUGUGGACAGGAGACAAUGAAGUUGCCACAGCUUCCUGGGAUCAUUCACUUCGGGUGUGGGACACCGAGAUUGGAGGAGUCAAAUCUCAAAUCAAUGGAAAUAAUGCCUUCUUUACUGUAUCAUGGUCGCCUCUCAGCCGCCUUCUCUUGACGGGCUGUGCAGAUAGAUUUAUAAGGAUGUAUGACCCACGUAUCACAGAUGGUUCUAUUGUGCAGCAGAAGUUCACGUCACACACAAAGUGGGUUCCAAGUGUGAGGUGGAGCACUACAAAGGAACAUUUGUUUGUGUCUGGAGGCUACGACAAAUUGGUGAAGUUUUGGGACUGUCGAAGUCCCAAGGCUCCCCUGUAUGAUCUCUGUGGACAUCAAGAUAAAAUUCUGGUGGUUGAUUGGUCAAAUCCAAGCUAUAUUGUGAGUGGCUCCUCAGACUGCACUGCUAAAGUCUUCUCUUCAGAGGGAAAACAGUAAAGCACACCUGUAACUUCAUCGUAUGCAUAGGUAUCAUUCCUGUUUUUAUGUAAUUAAUAAAGUAGUGCUGUUGCUCU
Molecule: messenger RNA, 1604 nt
Organism: Homarus americanus (American lobster)
Lineage: Eukaryota; Metazoa; Arthropoda; Malacostraca; Decapoda; Nephropidae
Product: ribosome biogenesis protein WDR12 homolog
Exons: 9
Coding region: 226-1527 (433 amino acids)
Biological process (GO): ribosome biogenesis
Cellular component (GO): preribosome, large subunit precursor
Molecular function (GO): protein binding
Source: RefSeq, a predicted model, not a curated record